Drechmeria coniospora is the source of this 1128-nucleotide messenger RNA. RefSeq lists its product as uncharacterized. The record is from RefSeq and is a predicted model, not a curated record. The transcript has 2 exons. The coding region runs from base 1 to 1128 and encodes 375 amino acids. Lineage: Eukaryota; Fungi; Ascomycota; Sordariomycetes; Hypocreales; Ophiocordycipitaceae.
AUGGCCAUGAAUUCCACCACGGGGCGGGCCGGCAUCAUCCGCGCCCACGACGACGCCUCGAGCUUGGACAAGCUGACGCACGCCGUUCUCGACGACGUCCUCUACAACGUCCUCUCCGACCUGAUGCUGAAGUCGCACCGCGAAGAAAAGACGUCGAGGGCGAACACGGCGGCGAUACGAGUCGAGAAACUGGCCUCGGAUGCCUCCGACAGCUCGACGCCCGACUCGAAAGACGACAUCCGAAUCGUCACGGACGCGGCCAUCUACGAGGAUGGCAAGGUUCUCCUCCAAGGCAACCCUCUGGUGACGACCAAGGAAGUCCUCUGUCCCAAGUGCCACCUGCCACGGCUGCUCUACCCCACCGAAGGCAAGGGCUCUCGGAAACCGGACCCGGCCGUCAUCUACUGCAAGAAGCACCCCUACAUAGACAAGCCCGGAUGCGACAUCUACGGCCAGAGCUGGGUCGCCCCGGGACCGGGACGGGGGAAGAAGAAGAAGGACGUGGAGAAGAAGGACGGGACCGACUCGCCCAUGCCGGAGCAGCGCCCGCCCAACGUGCUGGCCUUCCCCUCGGCCACGUGCAGCAAGUGCAAGCGCUGCAUUCUCGUGACGCGACUGAACAACCACAUGGGAUGGUGCAUCGGCAACAGCGGACGGAAUGCGAGCCGCGCGGCGGCGCAGAAGAUCACCAACGGCGGCGGCUCGCAGCACGACUCGACGCCGCCAUCGUCUCAGAAAGCGACGCCCGUUCCGGCUUCGCGGGCCUCGAGUCCGAGGAAACGCGACGCUAGCGACGACGACGGCGACUCGGACAACAGCCACAGGAAGAAGAAGCUCAAGGGCGUCAGCAGCGUGACGAAAAAGGUCAUCAUCAAGGCCAAGCCGAAUCUGAAGAAGGAGAAGAAGGGGGCCUCGCUCCUGAGCCGGGAGCAGAAGGUCGCCUACCCGGACGUGCCGAGCCUCGCGUCGGCCAAGGGGACGCCCAAGAUGACGCCCAAGGACGGAAGCCCGCUGAAGAAGGUCAAGGCGGCCAAGGCUGCCACGAGCUCGCCGACGUCCAAGAACGGCCGGGAGGCCGAUCGCAGAUCGGACUCGUCGGGCGCCCCCUCGUCGCCGUCCGCCAAAUAA